GUCCCUCGCUGCUUAUCUGCGGGCGCCGGCACCGCCCGGCCCAGCCUGGCUCGUGGCUGGACCCCUGCCGAGCGUGCCUGCGAGGUCUGGAGGUCGGAGCGAGGCUUGUCCCGGUGCUGGCCGGUGCUUUGGUGCUGCCGUCGGCAGCUCUCGGUGCCUGUUCCAGAACCACCCCGUGUUUCCCCGGCCCUGCCUGGUUCAGGCAGCCGGGCUCUGCGGGACACGCGUGCAGCGGCAGAGCGUGUGACAGCAGCAACAGGGAGCAGCUCCUUGUCCUCGGCUCUCCCCAGCCAGCGGCAAGAAGCAAACAUGGCCGCAGAGACACAGUGGAGCUGCCCCAUGUGCCGCAGCGCUGACGAUGAAGUGGCCUAUGUGACCCCCUGCAUGCACCAGUUGUGCCUGGGCUGCGUUCUGCGCUGGGCCAAGAGGAGAUCAUCGUGCCCCCUUUGCAGGCAGACUGUCAACACGGUCGUGUUCUCCGUCUGGUCAGAGCAUGACUUUCUGGAGAUGGAUCUGCCAGAGCCCUCAGAUCCAUCGGCCGACAGCGACCAGGACGAGCAGGAGGCUGCGGAGCUGAUGCGCAGGAACUACGUGGCCGCCUUGCAGCCCCAGGUCUGGGCUGGACUGUUCCGCUCCUCCAGGGAGAUCAUGGAGCCCCUGCUCUCCUGGGUCAACGAGGUGCUGCAGGGGCCUUUCUGGUGGGAGCUGGCCAUGGCACAGGGCACCAUCGUAACAGCUCUGUGCCGCCACGGCCUGGACCAGGAGGCCUUGGUGCGCGAGCUGCGGCCCUUCCUGCGAGACCAGACGGCGACGUUUGUGCGCCAGCUCAUGGACGUCGCCGCAGAGCGCUGCAGUGAGCGGGUCCUGCGGCAGCUGCCGCUCCUGCAGUCCCCGGCUGCCCAGCAGCAGGAGGACAGCCCUGCGGACACCCCUGGGCCCACCGCCUCCCCGGGGGGACCUGCUGCCCCCAGCCCCCCAGCGCAGGAGGAGCCGCCUGAGGAGCUGGGGCAGGCGGUGGCAGGUCCCUCCACCGCUGCCCAGGGCAGGGACCGCUCACCUGGGGAGCCCCGGCGCGCCCCGAAGAGGAGGGCCAGUGUCCCCAGCACCUCUGCAGCCCACAAGAGGCCACGACACCGGCGACAGUAAGGGGACCGCACACCAGAGAAACCCAGUCCGGGCCAGCAGCUGGGGCAGGCGCUGGCCCCCAGGGGGACUUGGAGAUGCAACCACAGGGAGACUGGGCUGCACAGCACAUUUCUCCCUGACCCGCACCAUCAAUUUUCUCCUCCUGUACAUACUUCUGUCUAAUGUAAUAUAUCUAGUUCCU
Messenger RNA from Columba livia (rock pigeon), 1327 nucleotides. RefSeq lists its product as uncharacterized. Gene Ontology annotation, biological process: protein monoubiquitination; protein polyubiquitination. The transcript has 2 exons. NCBI's taxonomy places the organism in Eukaryota, Metazoa, Chordata, Aves, Columbiformes, Columbidae. Gene Ontology annotation, molecular function: ubiquitin protein ligase activity. The record is from RefSeq and is a predicted model, not a curated record. The coding region runs from base 310 to 1146 and encodes 278 amino acids.